Messenger RNA from Exophiala bonariae, 825 nucleotides. RefSeq lists its product as uncharacterized. Gene Ontology annotation, molecular function: oxidoreductase activity, acting on the CH-OH group of donors, NAD or NADP as acceptor. Bases 1 to 825 code for a protein of 274 amino acids. Gene Ontology annotation, cellular component: cytoplasm. Lineage: Eukaryota; Fungi; Ascomycota; Eurotiomycetes; Chaetothyriales; Herpotrichiellaceae. The transcript has 3 exons. The record is from RefSeq and is a predicted model, not a curated record.
AUGUCUCAGGAAUCAGCGUACGUGACUGGUGGCGCCUCCGGUAUUGGAAAGGAGGUGGUUCGAAUGCUCGUGAAGAAUAACAUCAGAGUCUUUGUCGCGGAUCGAGACCAGGAAGGUGCUCAGAAGCUGGCAGACGAACUCAACAAGGCUUCUGACCAUGCUGUCUGUGUGUCCCAUGUUGACGUUGCUGAUUGGAACUCUCAAGCCAAAGCUUUCAGUCAGGCUGUGGCAGACUUUGGUCGCAUCGAUUAUGUUUAUCCCAUUGCAGGCAUUGGCGAGAAACCAUGGAUUCCCAACGACCCAAGCUCCAGUGGCUUUGUUAUGCCUAAUCUCAGUGCUAUUGACAUUGAUUUAACCGGCGUGCUUUACACUGUGGGUUUAGCAGUGCAGCAAUUCAGAAGACAGGAACCCGGAAAGAAUGGUUUCCGGGGGAAGAGUCAGAACUUGACAAUCACAGUCCCGAUAUAUACGGCGGCCAAACAUGGGGUGACUGGCUUUGUGCGUAGCUAUGGGAAAUAUCUUCCAGAAGAAAAGAUCACUCUCAACUCUGUCAAUCCAAAUGUCAUCCGGACCAAUAUCUCAACAGCGUCCUUCUAUGACAGCCUAGAGGACAAGGGAUUGUUGACUCCAAUUGAGGGUGUGGUGGAUGCAUUUGAGAAGCUCCUGGGGACCAACGAUACAUCUGGCGAGAUAUUUGAAAUUGGACCUAAUUGGAAGAAACAGGGUCCAGUAAAGAAGAAAGCUCCCGAGUACUUGGAUAAGGAGUCGGAGACAGUCAUCGACUUGAUUUAUCAACGCAGCCGUCCAUUGCAUCUGCCGCGAUGA